Molecule: messenger RNA, 5076 nt
Organism: Ictalurus furcatus (blue catfish)
Lineage: Eukaryota; Metazoa; Chordata; Actinopteri; Siluriformes; Ictaluridae
Gene: ahr1b
Product: aryl hydrocarbon receptor 1b
Exons: 10
Coding region: 271-2982 (903 amino acids)
Biological process (GO): regulation of transcription by RNA polymerase II
Cellular component (GO): aryl hydrocarbon receptor complex; nucleus
Molecular function (GO): nuclear receptor activity; protein dimerization activity; transcription cis-regulatory region binding
Source: RefSeq, a predicted model, not a curated record
UAGAGGCUUCCUGUUAUUUUAUGUUUAUUUAUUUUAGGAUUUAUAGAGACAGACACACAAAAAUUUUAAUCUGUUUACUAUCAAAAAUGUCAAAUGAUAGAUAGACAGGACAGAUGGACGGACAGGCAGACAGACAGACAAGUAGACAGACAGAGUACAUUUAUGUGUAUGGUAUUUAGCUGAUGCUCUUAUCCAGAGUGACUUACAGAAGAGCUUUGAAGUGUGUAUCAAUAAAUAAAUCCUGAUACUGAUUCACUCAGUCAACGGAUCAUGCAAGGCCUGUUUAUCUGUGUGUGUGUGUGUGUGUGUGUGUUUGUGCGCGCGCGUGUGUGUGAUUACAGUGUGAAGCAGCCUCCAGCUGAUGGAGUGAAGUCGAACCCGUCUAAACGUCAUCGUGAUCGUCUGAACUCGGAGCUGGAUCGUCUCGCUCGCUUGUUACCGUUUCCUGAUGACGUCACGUCAAGUCUAGACAAACUGUCCAUCCUGCGUCUGAGCGUCAGCUUCCUGCGCAGCAAGAACUUCUUCUCCAUUACCCUAAAGAAUCACACCAGUAAAAGGUUGCCAUCCAGCAACGGUAACCAUGACAACAGUAAAGCUACAGGAUUGGUGGAUGGACGGCUACCAGAGGGGGAACUGCUGCUGCAGGCUCUUAAUGGGUUUGUGCUAGUGGUUACUUCAGAAGGGAUCAUAUUCUAUGCCUCACACACUAUUCAGGAUUACCUUGGAUUCCACCAGACGGAUGUGCUACAUCAGUGUGUGUUUGAGUUGGUCCAUGUGGAGGAUCAGCAGGCGUUUAGGCAUAAUCUGCACUGGGCUCUGAACCCUCCUGCUGCGGAGCAACAGCCCGAGAAAGCACAGGGUUCUGUCUCCGGUUUGUCUGCAGUCACGUAUAAACCAGACCAACUGCCUCCAGAGAACUCGUCCUUCCUGGAGAGGAGCUUCAUCUGUCGCUUCCGCUGCCUGCUCGACAACUCCUCCGGCUUCCUGGCGCUGAAUCUCCAGGGUCGCCUGAAGUUCCUCCAUGGUCAGAACAGACGACUGGACGAUGGAGGUCAAGCACCACCUCAACUGGCCCUGUUUGCUGUAGCCACGCCCCUUCAGCCCCCUUCCAUCCUGGAGAUCCGCACCAAGAACAUGAUCUUCAGAACCAAACAUAAGCUGGACUUCACUCCUAUGGCCUGUGAUGCCAAGGGUAAAAUAGUUCUAGGUUACACCGAGGCAGAGUUACGAGUCCGCGGCACAGGCUACCAGUUCAUCCACGCAGCCGACAUGCUGUACUGCGCAGAGAACCACGUCCGCAUGAUUAAGACUGGGGAAAGUGGCCUGACUGUGUUUCGACUGCUCACCAAGGAAAACCGGUGGAAGUGGGUGCAGGCCAACGCCAGACUCGUCUAUAAAAAUGGCAAACCCGAUUACAUCAUUGCCACUCAGAGGCCGCUCGGGGAGGAAGAAGGAAGUGAGCAUUUAAGGAAACGCUCCAUGCACCUCCCCUUCACGUUUGCAACUGGCGAAGCUUUGUUGUAUCAGACCAGCUUCCCCAUCCCUGGCUUCUCUGAUAACAUGGCGACCAAAGGCAAGAGUGGGAAAGCCAAGAAAACCAAAGUAGACAAAGCGUCAAAAGAUGAGCUGGACCCCAGCUCCCUGCUCGGUGCAAUGAUGAGGCAGGACAAGUCGGUUUACGUAUGCCAGCCCGCGUCAGACCCUAAAGCACCAUACCGCAGCAGCCUGCCUAGCAAACAGGAGGAGACCAGCACCUUUUCUACAUCUGUGGAAAGUGAGAACUGGAAUUCUGUACCAAAUAGUGUAAACGGAGUCCCCAAGUCUGAAGUGCCAACUAGUUUCGACCCCCUGCUGGCUACACUGGAUUCUCUGUCGCUAGAAAAUGAAGAAAACUGCUCCAACAGCGAGUUGUUUAACGCGCUGGAAAACCUGGGAUUGAAUGCCGAGGAUCUGGAGCUGCUGCUCCUGGACGAGAGGAUGAUCCAGGUGGAAAUGGAGCCGGAAUACGUACCUUCCCUCAACGAUAUCCUUACUAACAAUGAGAUCCUGUCAUAUAUCCAUGAAUCAUUAGAAAAUAGGACAAGCAACAGGGAUGGUCUUGUUCCCUUUACUGCCCCAGACCUUGUAGACCCUAUAGAGGGCUCCUCAAAUCCAUAUAACCCACCGUCCAUGUCUGAUUCGAAUCCUACGACUGUUUCAAGCUCAUAUUUACCCUUCCGACCUCCCAGACUUUCGUCACCCAUUCUGCAUCUGUCGCAGCAGAUGCAGCAGCACUUGAGCGCUCAGUCCCUGCACCAAAAAUGCCACAGCUGGAUUCCAGAGUCACAGAUUAGCGAGGUUCCAUUCCCUCAGCACAGUUCAGUACUUAAUGCAAUAGCUGAUGUUCAGAAUGGUCACUGGAUCGCUCAACAAACCCCGGAGGAAGUCUCACAGGUUGAUGUAAAGUUUCCAGAAUCCAGUAGACAUCAGCAGCCUUGGUGCCAAAACCAGAUGCAGUCCCAUUUUCCGUAUAAACACGAACAUAUGAGUGGUGGUGGCUCUCAAAAUGGGAUCUACCCCAACCACCAGUGGCAAGGACGCAACUACAUAGACCAACUGGUCACCGCUGGUAGCCAUGUGGAUUACAGUAUGGUCACCGAGUCCCGGCAGGAGUUCAAUAGUAGAUCGGUUGGGGAAUUGCCAACAUCAUCAUCAUCGUCAUCAUCAUCUUAUCAGCAGCUUUACACAAAACAACCACCCACAAAUUUUUCCUACACCAAUCAGAACUCCUCACUGGAUCACAUUCUUCCAUCAUUGGAUGUUUAUGAAAUGUUUGAUUCUGCACAAUCCCAUGACUCCACCCACAGAAAGAUGGAAAACGGCUUCGUCCUCGACCCCACCACGACCUGCCCGCUCCCUAACAACAACGGUGUGGCACCGACGCCUGGCGACGAGCCCCGCCCACCUCUCCCAGAUCCACCAGCCACUGGCUUCUACCUCUAACGGAAGCCAGACGACGGACCAAUCAGAGCGUGCGCUGGCUAAAUCUGAUCGGCAGAAACGAACGACUAAAAUGAAGCGUUUCUGAUUUUACUGUUAAUAUUUAUUCAAUUCUAAGGUGAGGUGAGGAAGUGGUUUAGUUAUUCCAGAUAAAUCAGUAAGCACUCGGAGGUGUGUGUGUCGAGUUCUAAUGCGUUUAUGGCGUUCGCGUAUUAUUCCGCUGAGGAUUUCUCACGUGUUAUUGGUCACGACUCGCCAUUAAAGACGUCACCGGUCUAUAAACGUGUGUGUGUGUGUGUGUGCGUGAGACGCAGUGAAAGCUAUACGUGGCUAUAUACUUAGACUGAGAGAAAAAAAAAAGCAGUAUUAUGAUAAUAAAUAGAAACAUGAAGAUGGAGAUGAUUCAUUUAUUUAUAAGCUGGUCAGAUGAUUAUGAACGUAUUGUAUUUAAUAGCUUUUAACCAACGCAGCACUUCUGUUUAAGCACUAACUCUGAAAGAGUUUAGCGUUUCUGAAAAGGAAAAGGUCUCUCUUGUCGUUGCCUUUUGCUUCAACUUGAUGCUUUAAGUUACACCAGCUAGCUGUGGGGGUUUUUUUUAAAUGAGGAUUUUGUACAUUUAUGACAAAAAUCUUCUCCUAUUUCUUACAGAAAAGCCUAGCUAAUAUGAUAUGAUACACUAGUUGGCAUGCGUAGACAUAUAUGUAUUGUAUGUCUAUGUUGCCAUGGAACACAACAGCCUAGCGGUGUUCAAUAGCAUUGUUAGCUUCCUCGUAUGGGAUUUCUACCAUCCCCCAUAAACUUAAGCUUUUUUUUUUUUUUUUUUUGCUUUUUUUUUUGUUUUUAAUUAUUGUUACAAGAACGGUCGAAAGGAAAUCAUCUUGAAACGGGACAUUUUAAAGGGUUUUGUAAAGUUGUGACGAAAGCCAGCUAGCAUCAGACUCGAAAGUUAGCGAGGCAGUUUUGUUUUUUAGCGUUUGCUGAUAGCGCUUUAUAAUAGCUAAUAGCUUUUGCUAAUCGCACUUCUAAAACUCUCUCAUUCCCAGUACCACUUGAUCUGAGCCAUAUUUUUUAUGUUUUUUUUUUUUUUAAAACGACAAACCUGUGAAGUAUUUCUAAAAUCUGAAAAAAAAAAAAAGCCUUUUUGUAUUUCUUUUUUUACUUGAGCUUGCUGAUCUGAGACCGAGUGUGUGUGUGUGUGUGUGUGUGUUGUCGAGUUAGGGUUAUCUGUGGUUUAUCCAAGUGACAAACAAAAAAAAAAUCAUUAUUAUUAAGACUGUACUAUACUGGAGUACUAUUAUUAUUAUUAUUAUUAUUAUUAUUAUUAUUAUUAUUAAUAGUAUUAUAAUUAUGAUGAUGAUGACUGGAGUAGGAAAAAAUAAGUGAAAUAUAUAUGUAUUAAUGUAAUGCUAUAAAAUGGAAUUUCUACAUACGAUUAAUUACUUCAAAAACGUGUGGUGUUGUGAGAAAGCAGUCAUGAUGUCAUCCUCUUGGAAUCGGCAAAUUUCUGCUGUUUUUCCUGUCAAGUUCCUGUAUUUCUUUAAUAAUAUGUAAUGAAUUGUCACCAAAAUAAGGUGUUUAUCCAGUGUAAACAUGUCCAGACUUCCAUUAGCGUUAGCAGUGUAUCCCAUAGCUCGCCGAGCUCCAUUCAGCCGCCGGUUUAAGAGCCGCGAGAGUAAAAACAGCUAACUGUGACUCUCCGACCCGUCCUCUCGCCGUUUACGCACAAAAAAAAAUCGAAAGAGUUCAGUCGGUGUGAGAAGUUUUCUAAAGAGUGCGAGCGAUGCUCUCACGCUCGUGCUCAUGUAAAAUCCACCAAUAGGAGGAUGGAAGAUUCACAGGACGGCGAGAAAACACGGCGAUACGAUACGGCAAUGAACCAAACGCGCUAAUGGGCAGAAAACGUUUCCUAAUCACACAGUCUCUUAUAGAAUUUAGAGUUUAUUGUACAGGAUCUCGUACAGCGUGACGAAAGAUAAUCUCACGCAAGUUACAAAUACAGUUUUUUAAAAGUAGUUCAUUGUUUGUUGUCAAUCUGUUGGCCAAGCAAAUGUUCUAGCAGUUUAGCUUACUUACGAAUAACUUCGUCACUGCACAUG